Molecule: messenger RNA, 720 nt
Organism: Penicillium canescens
Lineage: Eukaryota; Fungi; Ascomycota; Eurotiomycetes; Eurotiales; Aspergillaceae
Exons: 2
Coding region: 1-720 (239 amino acids)
Source: RefSeq, a predicted model, not a curated record
AUGGAACCAUCAUCCCAGGAAGAGACAUUCCUGCUACAACCUCAUCAUCCCAUCUUCAGAAAAGCUGCGGAGGCUCUAGAUGACGAGGGUAUCCCUGUCGUGGAGUACGGGCAACAGUUAGAGUGGCGUCAUGGAGACCCUGUAGUCCUUCUGCUUGUCGAGUGGGCAGUCCCCGAUGAAAUGCUCAGUCGUUCAUCGCAGAUCCUCUCAGACCGUGGAUUUUUCUGUGAGCGCCCAUCCACCCGCGACACUGACAGAUACGGACCGUGGGAGCGAGGUGGCAAAAUCCACAAGCUACAUGGCGGUUUCAAAUUACUUCUCUACCCAUUGUCGUUUGUUGGCAUUUCGCUCCAGGAUACAGUCGAAGUCAUCUCUACCUUUGAUCGCAGGCGAAAGAUCUUGACGCCAACACCUCGCAUGUACAUGGAAUCAUUGAUUGGUCAUCUCCUCGAUCACCCGGUGGGCGAUUGCAUCAGGUGUCGAGUAGAAGAGUUUCUAUUGUCGUUUAUAUCCUUUUACAUUUUGCGCGAAGAGCCGCUGAAUACAAAGGAGGGUGAAUGGGACGACCAGGAGAGCGAGGAAGAUUUUCAGAAAAGAGCUGGGGAUGCAAUAAUAAAGAUGAAGACUUGGGAUUGGAACGCCAGCGGAAAAAAUUACCUUUCCAUUGCUGAAUCUGUCGUUCGCAACUGUCAGUCUAUCGCGAAGCUAUCUAGUCAUUGA